Messenger RNA from Dryobates pubescens (Downy woodpecker), 2881 nucleotides. RefSeq names its product FCH and double SH3 domains 1 (gene FCHSD1). The transcript has 19 exons. Gene Ontology annotation, biological process: regulation of actin filament polymerization; neuromuscular synaptic transmission. The coding region runs from base 1 to 2463 and encodes 820 amino acids. Gene Ontology annotation, molecular function: protein binding. NCBI's taxonomy places the organism in Eukaryota, Metazoa, Chordata, Aves, Piciformes, Picidae. Gene Ontology annotation, cellular component: recycling endosome; neuromuscular junction. The record is from RefSeq and is a predicted model, not a curated record.
AUGCCCCCGUCCCACCGCACCGGCCAGGGGCGCACCACCAAGCCACUAGGUGGAGCAAGUAGCAGACACCGGGAGCGGGGAUCAGGGGUCAAGAGCAGCGCAGCAAUGCAGCCGCCUCCGCCGCGUAAGGUGAGACCGGGACCGGGACCGGGACCGGGACCGGGACCGGGACCAAAACUAAGACUGAAAUGGAGAUCGGGGCAGGGCGCACCGGAGCAGGUCCAGGCAUCCGGACUUGCGAUCGUUCCGGUGUCCUCCGUCGGUGCCAGUGGCAUCCCGCGCCGGGUCCUGCAGUGGGCGUCAGGGUUCACCACCCCGGCUGGACAAUGGCCCCACGCAGCCGGGGACUGGGGGCGGUGGAUACCGGCACCGGGGCCGGUGAGGGCAGCGCACCCCUUGCCCCCGCCGUGCCGGGGCCUGAGCGCUGCCGUCCCGCAGGUGAAGCUCACGCAGGAGGUGCGGAUCCACCUCCUGGAGCAGCUCUCGGGCCUGCAGGGCAAGCAGCAGCGAGACGCAGAGCUGCUGGAGGACAUCAGGUCCUACAGCAAGCAGAGGGCUGCCAUCGACAGGGAGUAUGGCCAGGCACUGCAGAGGCUGGCGAGCCAGUUCCUGAAGAGAGACUGGCAGAGGGGCCGUGGCGAGGCCGGCGAUUCCAGGAGCUCGGUGGCUGUCUGGAAGGGCAUCAUUGAGGGCACCGCUCAGGCCGGGCAGCUCCGCGUCACCGCCGCCGACAGCUACCGAGCCCUGGCUGCAGAGGCUGCCCGCAGCCACAGGCUCUCCAAGGAGAGGAUGCUCAAGAAGGGCAUUGAGAGGCUGCAGAAGGCUCAAGCAGAGCUGCUGGAGACAGUGAAGGAGCUGGACAAGGCCAAGAAGCAGUUCACUCACCUGCAGCGCAGCAGUGAGGUGGCCAAGGACAAGGCAGCCGACGUGGAGGCACGGCUGAGGAAGAGCGACAGGAGGAUAUUCCACACCAAGGCCAGCCUGCAGAAGCUCAGUGCCAAGUUCUCAGCCAGGCUGGCAGAGCACUCGAGGCAGCUGGCAGGGGUGCAGAACGAGUAUGGCUUCGCCCUGGCCGCUGCCAGUGCCCACCUGCAGCAUUACCAGCGGGUGGAGCUGCCGGCAGCCAUGCAGGCUGUGGAUGGGGACCUGUACGAGCGGCUGCGGGAUCACUUGUCCAUGGCCAGCAGGACAGAGGUGGACACCUGCAGGGCCACCAGGGACUGGUUCCAGGGGGUCGCAGAGGCCUCAGCGAGGGUAUCCAGGGAGCAGGACCUCCUCCUCUUCCUGCAGGACCACCCCAGCUUUGCCCUGGCCCCCCACCAGCAGCUGCAGCUCACCAGGGUGGAGGAGGUGUCCCUGCUGCCCCCAGGGGACGAUGGGGCCAGCCUGGAGAAGGAGGCUCGGCGCUGGGCUACGCGGGUGGCCAGGGACCUCAAGAACAAGGAGCACAGCGAGGAGGUGCUGCAGAGGCUGGAGGCCAGGAGGCAGCAGGUGCCGGAGGCGGAGGCGGAGAGGCGAAUGGAGGAAGCCAGGGAGAGCAUCCGGAGGGCAGAGGUCAGCCGGGUGAAGGCGGAGGCACGGCUGGCACUGCUGCGGGCAGCAGGGCUGGAUGUGGACUCUUGGCUGGCAGGGGCCAUGGGGGGGGCAGGGGAGGAGGUGCCCACUGGGCUGGACCCAGCUGAGUUCAGUGACUCUGAGGACAGCGACGAGCCGGAGGGGGCGCAGGAGGCCGGCCCCGCCGCCCGCACCUACCCCUACACCUGCAGGGUCAUCUUCGGCUACCAGGGCUGCCAGGCAGACGAGCUGUCCAUCAGCCAGGGCGAGGAGCUGGAGGUGCUGGAGGAUGGGGAUGCGGAGGAGUGGGUGAAGGCUCGGAACAAGGCAGGCCAGGUUGGCUACGUCCCCGAGAAGUACCUUCUGUCCCUGGGGGGUGAGGCAGGGGCCGGGGCCGGCCCCCCAGGCCCCUCUGCCCUGCACCGUCAGCUUUCCAGCAUCAUGGCCGCAGAGCUGGUGCUGGAGCCCGGAGCCUGGCUGGUGCGAGCCCUGUACGACUACGAGGGGCAGAGCCCCGAGGAGCUGAGCUUCCCCGAGGGAGCCAUCAUCAGGGUGCUGCCCAGGGCCCCUGGCGAGGUGGACGACGGCUUCUGGACCGGGGACUUCGACGGCCGCCUUGGGGUCUUCCCCUCCUUGGUGGUGGAGGAGCUCACUGGGGGCCAAGGGGCAGCUGGGCAGGAGCUGCCCUCGCCCUCCCCACCGCCCUUCUCCCCUCCCAGCCUCCUGCCCGAGGCCAGCCUGGACCAGUGCCCCCCUCCUGAAGCACCCCUGGGAGGUUGCCGCCAGGAUGGCACAGGCAGCGGGCACAGCUCUCCGGACCUGGCAGCCAGCCGCCUCCGGCCGCUGCGGGCGCCCCCUCCCCCGCCUGGCAGAGCCCCCGAGCCUGACCCCGAGCUGCACUUCAGCUGAUCCUCUGGGUGCCCCCCACGGGGCACUGCCCACCAGAAACCUUCACCCAAGCCAGCCCCCAUGGCUGCUGUGCCAGCAGCAGGGACUGGUGCUGCCCCGGGGCCCCGAGCUGGUCUCAUGGAGGGCCACAUCCUGCCCAGCACUGCUUCUGUCCCUGGAGGCCCCAGCAGGGCAUCCUAGCAGCCUUUAUCCUGGGGUGCUGAGUGCCAUGGCUGUGCCCCCCUCACCCAGCCACCUGCCUGGCAUCCCCCAUGCACCCUGGGGUGCUGAGUGCCAUGGCUGUGCCCCCCCUCACCCAGCCGCCUGCCUGGCAUCCUCCAUGCACCCUGGGGUGCUGAGUGCCAUGGCUGUGCCCCCCUCACCCAGCCACCUGCCUGGCAUCCCCCAUGCACCCUGGGGUGCUGAGUGCCAUGGCUGU